UUCCCAAUUCAACGAAAGAGUCCACCACCUGCGACCUUACCAAACAUCUUUUUGUUUUGUCAUGAUGAAAAUAGUUGACCCGGAUCUCGACCGUCCAUACAGAACCCACCAACGGUACAGAUUUCGCAACAAAACUCCCAUAUGUAAAGACCACAGCAAACCCCGUGGAUCUACUCUUUCCUCCUGGCCAUUUGUCACACCAGACUCAUACAUCAAACAAAUCCAACACAGACUGAGAGCAAGUAUGGCGAACCAAGUCGCGGACCACCUCGAGCCAUGGCGCGACCUCCACGGCAAGGUCGUCAUGGUCACCGGCGCUUCGUCUGGCCUCGGCCGCGAGUUCUGCUUGGACUUGGCUAAAGCCGGAUGCAGGAUCGUAGCGGCGGCUCGCCGCAUCGACCGCCUUCAAUCCGUCUGUGAUGAAAUCAACCAGCUAACCAUUACCGCGCCUUCUUCAUCUUCUUCAUCUUCUUCUGUGAAUGGGCCUGGAAGCUCCAGGGCCGUGGCUGUGGAGCUCGAUGUCAGCGCCGACGGGCCAGCUAUUGAGAAGUCUGUAAACAAGGCUUGGGACGCGUUUGGGCGCAUCGAUGCCCUCGUUAACAAUGCCGGUAUUAGAGGUAAUGUGAGUUCCGCACUCAAAUUGUCUGAGGAGGAAUGGAAUAAUGUUUUCAAGACAAAUUUGACAGGGACCUGGUUGGUGUCAAAAUAUGUUGCUAUACACAUGCGCGACGCUGAUCAGGGAGGAUCAAUCAUCAAUAUAUCUUCCAUUGCAGGUCUUCAUCGUGGACAUUUGCCUGGAGGUGUAGCAUACAAUUGUUCAAAGAUUGGUGUAAACACUUUGGCAAAGGUUAUGGCUAUGGAAUUGGGGGUACACAAAAUCAGAGUGAAUGCAAUAUCGCCGGGACUUUUCAGAUCUGAAAUCACGGAGGGUCUUAUGAAAAAAGACUGGCUACACAAUGUGGCUAUGAAAACUGUCCCCUUAAGAACUUUUGGCACUUCGGAUCCAGCAUUGACAUCACUAGUUCGUUAUUUAGUACACGACUCUUCUGAAUAUGUCUCAGGCAAUGUCUACAUUGUUGAUGCAGGAGCCACCUUGCCAGGUGUCCCUAUUUUCUCUGCCCUUUGAGAUUUUAUGUAGAUUAUACUCAUGAGGAGCAGAAACGAGUACAGAAGCAAAUAAACGUAGGAAGAAUGGAUAUGGUACCAGCCCUACAAGUUCAAGAUUCAAGAAUAAUAGAAUGUCUAUCGGAAGUAGUUUGGUCGACUUCGUGUUAGAUUUUUUAUGUGCUUAUUGUGUAUCUCAAUAUAACAGAACUUUGUUAGGGUGUUGGGGCGGAAAUUUCGGGUCCUCCAACAAGUGAUCUUGUAAUCAAUGUUGCAAAGCUGGACACUUUUUCGCUUGCCAACAAUAAGGAAAAAAGGGACUACUUGCAAGAAAACACUCUGACACUCGAGCUAGUGAGUGUUCAAGUAGAUGGUAGUAGAACAGUAAUAAUGUCAUUUUAAGUAUUGGCUCUAUGUUCCAUGUUCCUUGUUUUUCUCUUA
Prunus avium (sweet cherry) is the source of this 1545-nucleotide messenger RNA. RefSeq lists its product as uncharacterized. Gene Ontology annotation, molecular function: oxidoreductase activity. Lineage: Eukaryota; Viridiplantae; Streptophyta; Magnoliopsida; Rosales; Rosaceae. The record is from RefSeq and is a predicted model, not a curated record.